UUUAACUCGAUUAAAUCUUUCACACUCCAAAUCUCCUUGAGAGUGUGAUGAUGGUGGUGGUGCCGCCGUGCCAGUGGUAGUGGUGAUGUUGGUGGCGAUGAUGAUGGUUGUGGUGGUGGUGGUGGUGAUGAUGAUGAUGAUGGUUGUGGUGGUGGUGAUGAUUACGAUGAUGAUGGUGGUGAUGAUGGUGAUGAUGAUGGUGAUGAUGGUGAUGAUGGAGGUGAUGGUGAUGAUGGUGAUAAUGAUUUUGAUGGUGUGGUGGGGGCGGUGGUGAUAGUGGGGUAAUUAAUGAUGAUUUAAUUGUGUUCAUACUGUGGAUGGUAUUGAUGAUGAGGACAGUGGUAAUGAUGCUUAAGAGGGUGAUGACCAUGAUGAUGGUUAUGGUGAUUGGUAAUCCAUUCAUAUAUGCUAUCUUUAUCAAUCAAACUUGUUCAUUUCUCUUGUACAGCAAGGGCUUGAUGAGAAUGGGAACGCCAAGAGACACAAAGGAGAAGGGGAGGAGGAUGACGAGAUGGGCAAAGAUGCGAUCAUCACGUCAUCGUGGCCGGGAUCAUUCCAGAGACCAUCCGCUUUCCGUCCCUGGUCGCCGAGCAUCCUCAACAAAGAGGGCGCCGGCAAGAUGGGCCUGCUUCCUGACCAUGGCACAGUUCUCGUCAGAGACAGCCGUGGGAUGCCAACCUACCUCAGCAUGGGACCACCAGUCCUCCUCAAUCCAGAGAGAGUGGUGCCCCACACUGCAGCUUCCAAAUUCGACAGCCAGUUUGCACCUAACGUUGCCUUGGCGCCACCCUUGAAACUAUCGCCAUCGUCCAAAGAAUCCAUGUCGCCAGAUGGAGAGAAAGAAAGGGACAUCAAAUGCGAAGACCUUGACAUCCAUCCGGAGAGCACGAUGGACCAGGAGAUUGAGAUGGUUAAGAAGAUGCUUCUUGAGAGCGAUGCUCUGGACACCAGGGCAGGACGGGAGAAACUCCUCCAUGAGCUUGCUAGGAUACGCAUCAGGCAGGAAGAGAGAUUACAGGAUGCCCUCGCAGCCAAGAGGAAUUACCAACAGGAGAUGGAAUUUCUGAGACUCACCAAGAAAGACAAAAUGAGGGAAGCAAUGGAAUCCAAGAGAUCGCUACGCAAAGAGCUUGACCGGGUCCGGAUCGAGUAUGAGAGGAAGCUUAGAGAGUCCAACGACUCCCGCCAGCGCCUCAAACGAGACCUUGAGCAGGCCAGGAGCCGACGGAGCGAGAAGUCCAACGAGAUCGGAAGGGACAAUGAACGCCUGGUCUCUCAGAAUGAAUACCUCAAGGAUCGGGUGAGGGAUCUUGAGGAAGAGAGAGACCAGCUCCGGAGAGAGCUCCAGAGGUACCAACAUGAGAAGGCGGACGAGUUCAAGGACGGGGAGAAGGGGAAGGGCGAGAAGAAAGAGGAAAUAUUAGAGAAGGGAGAAAGAUUAGACCAAUCAUCAAAUAGAGACAGUAGUUUAGACUGUGAUGGACAGAAAGUGGUGGAGAAAAAGAUGGUCGAGGUGAAGAAAGAGAAGGAAGACCUUGAAUACUCAGAGAAAGUGAAAGAAGAUAGCAUUGAUAGGUCUCCUCCACAAAGAGAUGUCUAGUUGUCCCCAUUCAGAUCAAUUCCAACAUCAGUUCUUGAUCAGAAAAGGAGAUGACAGACUCUGGUGUUCGUUGGAAACCUCAGAUUUAUGGGUCAU
Molecule: messenger RNA, 1696 nt
Organism: Lytechinus pictus (painted urchin)
Lineage: Eukaryota; Metazoa; Echinodermata; Echinoidea; Temnopleuroida; Toxopneustidae
Product: ski oncogene-like
Exons: 6
Coding region: 512-1600 (362 amino acids)
Source: RefSeq, a predicted model, not a curated record